Messenger RNA from Yarrowia lipolytica CLIB122, 1281 nucleotides. RefSeq lists its product as uncharacterized. Lineage: Eukaryota; Fungi; Ascomycota; Dipodascomycetes; Dipodascales. Gene Ontology annotation, biological process: NADP+ biosynthetic process; NAD+ metabolic process. Gene Ontology annotation, molecular function: NAD+ kinase activity. The record is from RefSeq and is a predicted model, not a curated record.
AUGGCCCGCAACACAACGGACCGCCAUCUCACCGUGCUUGUCCAUGAUCUGCUAAACAUUGCCGACGAGCAUACCGGCAGCUCGCUGCUGAGCACCAACCAGGCUCGCGCGGAGGCGACAGGCCACAUUCUGUGCGAAAAGUCGCGCCACUCUCGAGAGGAGCUCAACGAGUUUGUCAUGAACGUCCGGGGUCUGUCCAACCGGCUGAGCAACCUCAAGUUGAAGCCGCAGCUGCGACAAGUGAUGAUUGUAGCGAAACUGCAGGAUAAAGACAUCAUUGCCAAGACGCGCGACUUUGCGUCGCUGCUGAUGAAACGUGGAAUCUCCGUCUACGUGCAGAAAGAGCUGGCGGCCCAUCCUCUGUUCAACCUCAAUGGACUUGAGGGAGACGCCAAAAACGCCGACACAAAGUUCCACACUUGGUCCGAGGUGGCUCUGCCGGACCCCAACAAACUGGACCUGGUCGUGACCCUUGGGGGCGACGGAACGGUGCUAUUUGUGUCCUGGCUGUUCCAGCAGAUUGUGCCACCGGUGGUCUCCUUUGGCCUGGGCUCUCUGGGAUUCCUCACCGAGUACGAGUGGGACAGACGUGAGGAGACGAUCGAUUCGAUCGACAAAAACGGCAUCUAUCUGUCGUUGAGAAUGCGGUUCGAGUGCCGCGUCAUCCGAGCUGUCAAGGACGACGGAGAGGACUGGAUGACCCGAGACUUGGACGACGAAAUUCGUUCCAUGGUUACCUCCCACAACUCGACCGACAACCUGGACGAGUACUCGUACGACAAGCAUUACGUGGACGCCACGCACUCGAUUCUCAACGACUUGGUGGUUGACCGAGGCACAAACUCCACCAUGACCACCACAGAGCUGUACACGGACUUUGAUCACCUGACCACCGUACAGGCCGAUGGACUGGUGAUUGCCACUCCUUCUGGAUCCACGGCGUACUCCCUGUCCGCAGGAGGAUCUCUUGUUCACCCCGAUAUCCCCGGCAUUCUCAUUUCCCCCAUUUGUCCCCAUACUCUGAGUUUCCGGCCGGUUGUUGUGCCCGAUAAUACUACGAUUCGAAUCGGAGUGCCAUACGAUGCUCGGGCGUCGGCGUACUGCUCGUUCGACGGCCGAUCGAGGGUGGAACUGACGCCUGGAGACUUUAUCACCGUCACCGCGUCGCGAUUCCCAUUCCCCAAGGUGCAGUCGGAGGCUGGGUCCGAGUGGUAUUCUGGUUUGUCCAAUACGUUGAACUGGAACCAGCGAAAGCGACAGAAGCGGUUCACCAACAUUUAA